CCUCUCGAUACCAACUGCAUACCAUAUGGUAUCUUUUCGUUUUUAAUUCGUUUUUGAAAACGUUUGCACAGAAGGGACGAGUUCAUCAUGAUCUAUUGGAUCUACAAAUUUCUAGGUGAACAAAUUACAGGACCAAAAAAUAUCACACAAUAUCACUCUGGUACGCGGUGGUAUCUUAUGGUACACAAUGUUAAAAUUCGUAAAUAACAAUUAAUAUACUUCUACUAUCAUGUAUUCAAUCAUCCUACAGUCUUGGUUUGUUCAUACCACCAUGGUACGUUUUUCAAACCAUAGGUAUGCUCUUAUUUCAAUACCAGUCAAUACCAUAUGGUAUAGACUAGUGAAAAAUGGCUCAAUUUUUUUUGUUCGAAAAAUAUAUCAAAGUGGAUAUUAUUUUGAAGAGCAUAAUUAAUCUGAUCUAAUUGUGCAAAAAAAAAAAUUAAAUUUCGACUUAAAACGAGUGAGAAAUCGUCCGUCAAAGAUUAAGAAGGGGAAAAUUAAAGGCUUUCCAUGAGAGAGAGGGAUGCUAAUGUCAUGCUGAUGUGGACGGGUUACUCACCAUAAUGUUACUCACCUGAUCUGUUCCCUUUAGAAUUAUAGGUGAGGGAAUUAUAUGUCCAAAUUUUGUCAUGCAUAGUGGUUAUAUAUGUGAAUACCAGUACACUCGUUCAGGACAGGGGUCAAGCAACUAAUUGGGUAAUUAAAAUAUCAUGGAUUUAAGGCUAGUGAGUUGUGUAUGCGUGUGAUAAUGGUAUAUAUAUGCAUGGAUUUUUAAUGGGGUUCUCUGGAAAGAGUUAGUGUACAACAAUACAGGGUGUCAACAGUAUCAUUUAUAGCUGAAAAGUAAAACUGCAAGCCCCAUUCAAAUUUCCCUGCCCGUAGAGCGAAUGUAGGAGUCUGACGUGGCAGAGCAUUUAGGUGGGAUUAAUGUAAAUAUUUCGCCGACUGCAACCGUCGUUCUUCCUCUGCGUUUUUCUUUGGAACGUUCCUCCUUCCUCUUUCUAUGUUCUUCUUGCAUCUGAAAGCACCGAAAUAGCCUCAAACUGCCUCCAAUCUCCCCGCAUCUGCUUCUAACGCACGUGUACCCAACACCCAAUGCCGACAAAAAAAUCCCCAAUUUCAAACAAUUGAUAACCGAAAUCCCUAAUUAUAAGUGUUGGGUGCUAGCGAAAAAGUAGUGGGUUUAGGAUCGAAAUUUCAGAGGAUUUUAUUACACCGAAUAUUUUUACAAGUGUUCACUCUCACACUUUAGGCAGUAUUGCCAUAUACCUCACCAAGAGCUUAUGCUCUUCUACUCUCUCAAUGCUCUUUUAAUUUUCUUCCUUCACUCUCUCUACUUUGCUUCUUGCUAUUUCUCACCUCACUACAGCUCAUACCACCAUCACUUAUUUAUACAUGUUCAUUACCGCCAUAGGAAAGAUCUAGGGACAGCAUUAAUUGAUUUGGUAGGACCGACUUGCUUGAGAUAAUCUUCAUCCAUUAUCUGCGGCAAACCUUGUCCAUUGUAUUAAUUAUAGGUCCAGCUGUUAGAGAUUGAUGUGACCAACUUAGAGCUGCGGUUGUGCUUGGAUCCAUGUAAUAAUUAUAUGUUUAUCUCUUUGCUGACUUAGAAUUGCAGCAUACCAUGUCCUCUUUUGCUUCAGGUUUUUCACGUGCAACAUUUGGGCAAGUCCACAAGAUUCUAGAAUUGCAAAUUAUAUUUGACAAUAAGAAAGUCGACGGUGCCACUCGCUAACGGAAGUCCUUGGGAGUGGGGAGAUCGCACAUGGGAGUGCAAGCGGCCGAUCUCGUCGGCGAAGAGGUUGUCGACGUGCGAGGCUUUGAUCUCCGCCGACAAGCACAACUCAUUGGCAGCUGGCAGACUGGGUACCUUCGAACCCAAUUGGCCGCUCUGUUUGAACACCCACCACCUGCCAUUUCUAAUUUCGGCACUAUUCUUGAGCCAAAGUCAUUGUCGCAUUCUACGAUGUCAUCAAUACCAAACGUCAGGUGGCGAUUCACAUGGGCCAACUGGAAUCGCAUCUGAACGGCGGGGUGAUUGUGGAGAAGGUGAAGGAGCUGAAAGAGGUUCAAAGGGAAGACUUUGAUUGUUGGGGUUGACGAUUUGGAUAUCUUCAAAGGGACCAGCCUUAAGUUUCUGGCAAUGGGGAGAUUGCUAGAUCAUAAUCCGGAUUUGAGAAGCAGCAUGGUGCUGGUCCAGAUUUUCAAUCUGGGAGGGAGAAAGGGAAAGAUGUGAGAGGACGAGACCUUGUCAGUGGCGAAUUCGGUGAAUCUAACAACAGGUAUGCUUUGGAAACCCUAAACUUGUAUUCUCAUUGAUUCAGUUUGAUCUUAUACACAUGGUUUGUUCAUUACAGGACAAAUGUCUAUAGCUGUAAUUGACAGAGAAGAAGUACGAAAUGCAGAACAAGGAGGGAAUAGAGAUUGAGCAAAUGAAAGAGACGUUGUGGCCUCAGGGCACAACGACGACGUCUUGGUCUUUCAGCUACGGCAACGUUCUUUCAGCUACGACAGCGUUUCGACUAUCUUCAAGCCCUUUAGUUGAGACGGCAUCAUUCCAGGUGACUCUUGCUUCGCUUUGUGACACGCUAAAACACAACACCAAACGGCGACCAAGUGUAAUCGCAAUCCGGAAAUGCAGUACAGGCAAGCUCUAAUUGUCAACCCGGAGUCUAGAUUUACUGCCUACUCCGUGAAUAUCUAUUAUCUAGCAAACUAAGUCGAGUGAUUGUGAUUUUAAGCAAAAACAGUAAAAAAGCAGGAAAUGGUUCGGUUUUCUAAAGCAAGGGAAGAGUCACUUGGGAAUGAGUCCCCCUAGCUUCUUAGUUAGGUCACAGUUGUAAUUACCCUGGGUUGAUUAACUGUUGAUUAAACUGCGGAAGAUCCGACAGUAGCUUGCAAUCUCUUAAGCUGACCAAGCCCUCUCAGUCCAACUACCCGGCAGACGACUAGUCCUCACCGGGAUAGAAAGUUGAGGCUAUGAACACAGAACUCCAGUACUGGAAUUGGAUUCUAGUACAAAACAGUAAAUCGAUUAACUCUCGUAUAAUCAAUCUACCACUACUGAUUGAUGAAGCUCUAACAACCUAAUCAGAUUCUAUCUAUCUCAGGUUGCAGCAGAAAUCAAGAAAAGAUGAUCAGACUUCAAUUGACUCAAUGAAUCGUGCAUCAAUCGAUUAGAAUCAAACAGUAUAACAUUCUCAAGUCAUUACAAUCAAGAUCCCUAAUACAUGGAACUAGAGUUCUUCAUACCCAAGUGAGAGAAAGUUCUACUCCAUAGAGAGAGGGAGGAAAACAGAAAUCAGAGUAGUCAUACUCACAAAGAUGAGGAAAAUCUGCUCUGGGAUGUCAAUCUUCACUCCUGGGGAUGCAAUAUGGGCUUCAAUGGUGAGAAAUACACUCCAAAUAGCUCC
This is a messenger RNA of Linum trigynum, 3413 nucleotides long. Lineage: Eukaryota; Viridiplantae; Streptophyta; Magnoliopsida; Malpighiales; Linaceae. The record is from the annotation of a GenBank genome assembly.